Molecule: messenger RNA, 1372 nt
Organism: Danio aesculapii
Lineage: Eukaryota; Metazoa; Chordata; Actinopteri; Cypriniformes; Danionidae
Product: mitogen-activated protein kinase kinase kinase kinase 2-like
Exons: 10
Coding region: 30-890 (286 amino acids)
Source: RefSeq, a predicted model, not a curated record
UUCCACAGAGAUGUAGUUGGUUAUAUGUGAUGAACAAUGUCCUUAUGUCCAUCUCAGGAAAGUCAUCACAGUUGACUUCUCAUAGCCUGCCUGCACUGUUUGAGUAUCGCAGAAAUAUGCAACGUAGACAGGGACAUCUCGCAAUUAAUGCACACCGCUUGAGCACAAAGAUAAAUGCAAGGAAGUAUGCUAUGUCAGUAAAAAUCCCAGACACCAAGGGCUGUAGAAGAUGCAGUGUGGUACGAAACCCCUACAAUGACAGCGUUUUCCUAUGUGCCGCUGUGCCCACUGGAUUGGUUCUUCUCAUGUGGUAUGAACCUUUGCAGAAGUUCAUGCAGCUUAAGCACAUUGCUCUGAGUCUGCCAGAGUCCCUGCCUAUCUUUGAACUACUUGUGCAGGAAACUAAGGAGCUGCCACAGGUCUGUGUAGGGGUGAGAAGUUAUCCCCACCAAAAAGAAAUCUCUGGACAGAUGCACUUUGACAUCAUCCAUCUGGAUGACACACCACAGAGCCUGCCAGAUGGUGAGAAUUUGGAGGUCAAGCAAGUGAUUCAGCUUGACAGGGACACAGUUCUUGUCGCACUGGAAAACACUGUGAAGGUUGUUAAUUUGCAGGCAUGCAUGAGCCAUCAGAAGACCCCUGAACUAGAUUUUGAGUUUUCCAUUCACAAACUGGUGUGCCUUCAGGACAGUGUUCUUGUCUUCUGGAAGCAUGGUCUAAAAGGAAAGAGUUUACAAACUAAUGAGGUUACACAGGAGAUCACAGAUAAAAGUAGAGUUUUUCAAGUUUUGGGAACAUCUAGGGAUAUUAUUUUGCAAAGUACUCCUACAGAUGAUCCGUCUGCCAUGAGCAACCUAUACAUACUCACAGGGCAUGAAAGCAGCUACUGAGGGGUCUGAGAUGCUGAGAAAGUUCAGAGAUGGAAACACUACAAUAGUCCGUCCUUCUCCACUGAAAGGGUAGUGUCAUCCGUUCCAAAAAUUUCAGGAACAGAGCAAGACGUAGAGUUAUGUACACACAGUUCUACAGAUUUUUUGAGGAGUCAUGUUCCACAGAGCCUUUGAGGACUAAAGACUGGAUUUGGAGCAGAUUUGACGGCUCUGGAAUUAACCAUGAGAGAAUAUGAGCUGUGUACCUACACUAUAGUUUGAAAUAACUUAUGAAACAAGCUGUUAUAGGUGACUGACUGUACUACUGAGAUUUUUUUUUUAAACGCCAAUCAGUCUGUUAGUUUUAGUACAUUUUAUAUUAUAAUAUUGACUUGUUUGGUGCUGUGUUUCAGUCAGUAAACAAGUUGGCAGAAUUUUAUGAAUCAUGAUCAUUUCUGUAAAAUUCAAAAGUUGACGAAAAAUUAAACAAAUAUGAACGACAA